GACAUCAUACACCCCAGCAACUAUCUACUUCGUGGCCUGCUGAAGCAAGCAUCGUCCCGUACAUGAUUUUCUUAUCAUAUUCGACCUGAGACCGUCACAUUGGCUUCCACAUCGCACCCGCUCCGGCGAAUUACGAGUUUGACGACUUCACGAUUCGCAUCUGCUUCGCCGUACUCCCCGCGCUACUACGCUCGAUACAAUCCUCCCCGUCCGCAUAAAACUUCUCAAACCCACCGAACCGCACUCGAUCCAGAAGUUGCUCAGGCACGUUCAAAGGUUGUCUCGGCGCUGAAUGACCCUUUAGCUGGUCACACCUCGACUCACAAAACUCCACUCGAUCCAGAAGUCGCUCAAGCACGACCAGCGGUUGUUUCAGCACUGAACGAGCUCCUUACGGGUCACAUACCGCCCCCGAAGCGGAACACACACGCACCCGCACCCGCACAGACUACACGUGAUGAGACUCUUGUAACCGAAUUCGAGCCCAAAUACCGAAGCUUCGACCCCGACGACACACCCACCGGUCGCUGGCGAAAGAGGCAUUCGCUAGGCGCGAGAACAAACGCCUCAGAUCAUGACAGACAGGAGUCAGAAAGCACAAGUGGCAGAAUCAAACUUGGAAGAGUCGUACCAGAAGCUGUCAUAGUCUUUCGCUCUCAUCAUAAAGAGAACUUGAAAGCGCCAACGCGAAUUGGACACUCGAUUCUUGCCAGAUCGGAUUGGGUCCGGGCCAACAGAAUGGGGAAAUCACAUGUACAGAUUCUCACUACGCCCACGGCUGAUACGCCAGGCACCACGCUGCUUCUGCACUUCGACAAUAAGCGCUACCUGAUUGGGAGCCUUGCGGAAGGAACACAGAGAGCAUGUGUACAGAUGGGCGCGAGGUUGAUCAAGGUCUCGGAAUGUUUCCUCACUGGAAGGACGGAGUGGACGAAUACUGGAGGCAUGAUUGGUAUGAUUUUGACCUUGGCAGACUCGUUGUCGUCGAGUGCUCAGUAUACGCUGGAGGAGUCGCUGAGGAAACUUCGAUCGAAGGCUGAACAGAUAAAAGCUGCGGAGGGCGAAGAUAAGUUGGCAGAGCUUGAGGCUGAAGCGCAGGCGAAGAAGGAUCUGGGAGGCUCAUUGACGAUUUUUGGCCCACCUAACCUUAAUCACACGCUUGCCACUGCCAGGCGAUUCGUGUUUCGGAAAGGUAUGCCGAUCAAUAUUCACGAGAUCCGGGACAAUGGUCUUCCGCAGCAGGAUGGGAAAGAGGCUGAGUGGCAGCCGUUCUGGGCAGAUGACAAUGUCAAGGUCUGGUCCAUGUCGAUAUCACCCAGCUCGGAGGCGAACAAAAGCCGGUCGUCGUCCAUCAGCCCUCUUAAGCGAAGCUUUGAUGAGAUGCGUGCAGGAGAAGAUGGAAACAUGGUGCAAAUUACUGGAGACCUGACACAAGAGGAUCGCGACUAUCUUACUGUCAAGGCAGUUGUGGGAGACAUGUUCAACUCGUCAUGGCGACUCGAUACACUCUAUGAAACUCCUCUUGCUCAAGUCAAACUUCCUGCGACAAUUUUCGUUCGUGAUCCCGAGACGAACAAGAUCAAGAAGUAUACUGGACCACUACCUGGAGACAAAGAGAACCCACUUCCGAAUCCCGAGUUGAAGGUCCUGGUUCGGAAGCCUUGGCCGGGUGCUCUCAUCAACAACUUGCCAGAUGUGAAGCCUGCCAAGCAAGCAAUCAGCUACAUCUUCCGCAACCACAUGCAGCGUGGCAAGUUUCAUCCUGAGCGUGCCAUUGCGAGAGGCGUCAAGCCUGGGCAUAACUUCAGUAAGCUCGCGCAGGGAGAAGAGGUUCAGAAUGAUAAAGGGGAGUGGGUGAAGCCGGAAGAGGUCAUGGAUCCGCCUCGAGUGGGUGGUGGUGUUGCUGUCAUUGAUCUGCCUGGUCCUGAGUAUAUCGACAAUCUCAUCGCACGACCAGAGUGGCGAGAGCAAAAAGUUAUGGAGGGUGUAGGAGCAGUGAUGUGGAUGUGCGGGAAGGAUGUGGCCAGCGAUGAGAGAUUACAUGCUUUCAUGAACGAGUUCUCGGAUCUGGAGCAUAUUGUGUCCUCCGCAGACUACUGCCCGAACCAUAUUGCAAUGGAAGGGGUCGCAGGUACUACAGCAAGGCUGAAAAGAGUCGACCCUGACCGGUACAGAGUGCCUGUUCAUGACGUGGAGGGCGAUGCUCCGCAGCAAUAUGGUGGUAAUGCUGAUUUUGCCGAAACAAGGAAGAUUCGACCACUCCCGGAGAAAGCACAUAUCGCCGUACGUGGGCAGAGGCUACAGCUGAUACCCUCGGUCGAGUUUAAGCCUGAGGAGGCCUUAACUCCUUUGAACGUUGAAGAGGCUGCCGCGGAGGUACCAGAAGAGGUGAUGCAAGAGGCCAGAAAAGCUCAGGAGGCUGCGAAGAACCCUGGCGCUGAUGCUCUGGAAUGGAUGAAGACGUUACCUUCGGGAGCAGACAAAGCGGAGGUCAUCACGCUUGGAACUGGGUCAGCGCUGCCAUCGAAGUACCGUAACGUGUCAUCAACACUUGUCCUAGUGCCUGGCUGGGGUAAUAUAAUGUUUGAUGCUGGAGAGAACACUCUGGGUCAACUGAAGCGCGUCUUUGAUGCCGCAGAACUGAAGCAAGUUCUGCGUGAUCUCCGACUGCUGGUAAUCAGUCAUAUGCACGCGGAUCAUCAACUUGGAACGACCAGCGUCAUCAAAGCAUGGUACCAAGAAAUGCACAACAGCAAACCUGGAGAGCGCGUAUCUCAAACCGAUAGCUGGGAAGACAUUCUUGCCCCUCGCGACCGGCUGGCAGUCAUUUCGGAGGCCGCUAUGCAGCAAUGGCUAUAUGAAUACAGUCAAUUGGAAGACUACGGCUACUCUCGCAUCGCACCUCUAUCCCUCAAGACUGGGGAUCCGCAAAAGCGUUGGCCCAGCAGAUUGUCCUGGUUCCUUCCGCCUGUUCAAUUGAGCAAUCUGAGCACAGCAGAUUAUCAGGAUAAACUCGAAGCUCACACCGUUCCUGCAGAAGCUUUGCAGUUGAGCGAGCUUGAGGCUGUUGCGGUGAAGCAUUGUCAUGGCGCGAGAGCUGUGAGUGUCACACUUCCAUCUGGUUUCAAGGUCUCGUACUCGGGCGAUUGUCGACCCAGCGAAGGUUUCGCUCGCAUCGGAAAGGGUAGCACGGUCUGCAUCCACGAAGCUACUUUCGACGACGAAUUGCAAGGUGACGCGGAAGCGAAGAAUCACAGCACAACUUCUGAAGCUCUGGAUAUCGCGCAGAAAAUGAACGCAAGAGCUUGCAUUUUGACGCAUUUCAGUCAACGAUACCAGAAAUUCCCAAUUCUGGAGCGAGUGGAAGCGAGUACAGCUGAUGGAGACGUGAUGGACACGAACACCGCUGCAGACGCCCUCGCGGACGAAGUAGUCAACGACCCCGAAGACGAAAUGGCUUCCGGACCUCUUGAAGACGCCGCAGCUACAUUUCCCGAUCAAACCACUGCCGAAGGCGACACAGGAAAACAAUACGACCUCCCUCGCGUUAGGAAGGUUCAUGGCGAUGAUGGCUCGCUUGUGGAUGAAAAACCUAAAGCUGUCAAGUUUAAGUUGCAGUCGGACAUGAAGGUUGCGGUUGCGUUUGAUUAUAUGCGGAUCAAGGUGGGGGAUGUUUGGCAGAUGGAGAACUUUACGCCGGCGUUUUUGAAGUUGUUGGAGGUGGAGGAGAAUAAGAAGGAGGAGGGUGGGGAUGGUGGUGGGGCGAAUGGUGGUGCUGAUGGUGGUGGGAAGGCGGGGAAAAAGAAGGCGAAGGGAAAUGGACAGCAGGGGAAUAAAGGGAAAGGAAAGGGCGAGAAGACGAGGAGGAAUUGAGUGGAUGAUCGCCAACUCUGCUUGUCGUAAAUCCCUGGUCGUAGAAGAUCCUGGAUCGAAAAAUUCUUCUCCAAAAUUGCCAUUCUUCUUGCAAGUCGCCUUGGGCUUUCAAUUGCGUCCUC
Messenger RNA from Cercospora beticola, 3995 nucleotides. RefSeq names its product tRNase Z (gene TRZ1). Gene Ontology annotation, biological process: mitochondrial tRNA 3'-end processing. The record is from RefSeq and is a predicted model, not a curated record. NCBI's taxonomy places the organism in Eukaryota, Fungi, Ascomycota, Dothideomycetes, Mycosphaerellales, Mycosphaerellaceae. Gene Ontology annotation, cellular component: mitochondrion. Gene Ontology annotation, molecular function: 3'-tRNA processing endoribonuclease activity.